Molecule: messenger RNA, 3047 nt
Organism: Mesoplodon densirostris (Blainville's beaked whale)
Lineage: Eukaryota; Metazoa; Chordata; Mammalia; Artiodactyla; Ziphiidae
Gene: NARF
Product: nuclear prelamin A recognition factor
Exons: 11
Coding region: 119-1489 (456 amino acids)
Cellular component (GO): lamin filament
Molecular function (GO): lamin binding
Source: RefSeq, a predicted model, not a curated record
GGGCCGCGUCGGAGCGAAGACAACAAAGGGUGGCGGGCAGCGGGAGGCGGGCGGUGGUGAACGCGUCUCGCGGUGCUCCGCUCAGGCCGCGCACCCGGACCUGCCAGCCCCGCUCCAGAUGAAGUGUGAGCACUGCACGCGGAAGGAAUGUAGUAAAAAAACAAAAACCGAUGACCAAGAGAAUGCAUCAGUCGAUGUACCAAGUCCAGCCCACGAGAAUGGAGAGAAAGGAGAAUUCCAUAAAUUGGCUGAUGCCAAGAUAUUUCUGAGUGACUGCCUGGCCUGUGACAGCUGUGUGUCUGCAGAGGAAGGAGUCCAGGUUUCCCAGCAGAACGCCAAGGACUUCUUCCGAGUUCUGAACCUUAACAAGAAAUGUGAUGCCUCAGAGCACAGGGUGCUGGCAGUGUCGGUAUGUCCUCAGUCUCUGCCUUAUUUUGCUGCGAAAUUCAGCCUCAGUGUGACUGAUGCAUCCAGAAGACUCUGUGGCUUCCUCAAAAGUCUUGGGGUGCAUUAUGUCUUCGAUACAACAAUCGCUGCAGAUUUCAGCAUCCUGGAGAGUCAAAAAGAAUUUGUGCGUCGAUUCCGCCAGCACAGUGAGGAAGAGCCCACGUUACCCAUGCUGACCUCUGCCUGUCCUGGCUGGGUCCGAUAUGCUGAGCGGGUGCUAGGUCACCCUGUCACCCCCCACCUCUGCACUGCCAAGUCUCCCCAGCAGAUUAUGGGAUCCCUGGUGAAGGACUACUUUGCCAGACGGCAGAACCUGUCCCCAGACAAGAUUUUCCAUGUCAUCGUGGCCCCUUGCUAUGACAAGAAGCUGGAGGCCCUUCAGGAAGAUGUUCUCACAGCCUCGAGGGGUUCCCGGGGCACUGACUGCGUGCUAACCUCAGGUGAAAUCACUCAGAUGAUGGAACAAAGUGACCUCUCGGUGAGAGACGCUGCUCUGGACACUCUGUUUGGAGAUAUGAAGGAAGAGGAGGUUAGGCGCCAUGACGGAGCCAGCUCCGACGGAUACCUGGCGCACAUCUUCAGACAUGCGGCCAAGGAGCUGUUCAACGAGGACGUGGGGGAGGUCACCUACCGCGCCCUGAGGAACAAAGACUUCCAGGAGGUCACCCUCGAGAAGAGCGGGGAGGUUCUCUUGCGCUUUGCUGCUGCUUAUGGCUUUCGAAACAUCCAGAACGUGGUCCUAAAGCUGAAGAAGGGCAAGUUCCCGUACCACUUUGUGGAGGUCCUCGCCUGUGCCGGGGGGUGCCUUAACGGCAGAGGCCAAGCCCAGACCGAGGAUGGGUGCGUGGACAAGGCCCUGCUGCAGAAGAUGAAAGGCAUCUACGCUGACAUCCCCGUGCGGCUCCCGGAGACCAGUGCCCAUGUGCAGGAGCUGUACCAGGAAUGGCUGGAUGGCACUGACUCCCCCCGAGUCCAGGAAGCCCUGCAUACCGCAUACCAGGGCCCAGGGCAUCCUGCUAACAGCCGAGACAUCAAGUGGUGAACGUCGAGGAGGCUGGGAGUCAGGCCUGUCAGCUGCCUGAGGAUGGAGGAGCUGCCACGUGUGGGUAUCAGAGACACUGGAAGAAAACAGCUCAGCUUUUCUCUUAUUACUUUGGUUUUUCAGAAUUCUCUGCUACCCCCAUUUGUCAGCAGCCCCCUCCCUCAGUUUGAUGAGGUGCUAUCUUCGUAAUAUACAUGUGAUUGGAAUAUUUUAACGUGAGAGAAGGGUGCCCCAAUUUGAGGUUCCUUUAAGACUGAAAAAUUCCAAAGAACAAGAAUGGAGGCAGAGUACUGUCUUCUGGGCUUAAUGAAAAUCCAGAAAGUGUCCUGUGAACAGCUAAGACCCCAGGAGUUCUGAUUCACAUGCCUCAGAGAGAUUUGAUGUGGAAAUGACAGGAAGCGGGCAGGAUGCGGGGGUCUAUGGUCUGCCCAGUUGGCUCUUAUUUUUACCCACUUAUUUUAUUCUUAAAAAUGUUUUUGCUGGGCUUCCCUGGUGGCGCAGUGGUUGAGAGUCCGCCUGCCAAUGCAGGGGACAUGGGUUCGUGCCCCGGUCCGGGAAGAUCCCACAUACCACGGAGCGGCUGGGCCUGUGAGCCAUGGCCGCUGAGCCUGCGGUUCAUGUUUUUGCCAGAAUGUGAAUAAACUGCAUCCUUUAGGAAUCGGGGCUCAUAAAUAUGAAUCUGGAUUUUCAGCUUUUCUGGAGAAAAAGUUCUGGCAACAGUGGGCCACGUUCCUCACUGCUGUGGUGUCCAGAGUGCAGUAACAGCUGCCUCCUGGGACCAGACUCUCUAACUGUGGCCCUGCAGGCUCUGGCAACUUAUGUCCCAAACUCACGCUUUCACAUUCAGUCUUUAAGUGAACUCACCUUGAGGCAGAGGGAGGCCUGCGAAGGAUGACAGGUGUUACAGAUGGAAGGAUGGAGAGGCAGCUGCCCUGCUCAGGCUAGGCUGUGUGGUCGGCAGUCAGCCUCCUCCAUCCUUCCUUGGGUGGGGUCAGGCAGGUGAUGGCCCUUCUGACCCUGAACUUGGAUGAGGCAGCUUCCUGAUGGUCCAGCCUCUCCUCGUUCUCCUCCCCGGUGUCCUACCCACACACCGUGGGCCUGGCUCGUCCACGGGGCUUGGUGAAGCCUCCAUGGCUCCUGACAGGACUCCCCCACCUGGCAUGUAGUGCUCACGUGAGCUCGCCUUAAAGAAAGGUGGAAGAGAGCAGUUUACCCACAAACAGAAAGGGCUAGCAAAGAAUUGGAAAUUAUGGAAUCAUGGAACUCCAUGUCAGGGCUCAUCCUGUGAAACAAAGAUGUCUGUGGAUAGGCCUCCAGUUCGAUGUUCAAAGCACUUGAAUUUUGUUAUCAUGGGUGGUGACGUUCUUCUUGGAUCCCUCAGUGCUGUAAAGCCUGGGCUGUUAGAUUUCCUUCAUCUACUCUAUGUUGUAUUGUACCUGUAUACCUAUCUGGGUUGACAACUGGAUAUAAUGUGUGAAAUUGUAUAUUUUUUGCUUUCAACCUAUAUACAAUUGGGUUUCUAUCCUCUACAGUAACUGAUUAUGGAAUAAACACUUGA